UUAUCGGUUAUUAAGUUGAAAGCCCUUAAGUAACAAUACUUCAUCUUCAUCUUGGGUUCCUUAUGUUAUGUCUGAAUGUUUCUGUAUUAAUAAUUUUGUCUUCCAUUCUAUAUGUUAAUGUGAAGAUUUUUGUUUUUAUCUUGUUCGUCUAAUACACAUUUACUUUGUGAUUCAGCUACAAGAACAAAAUAAUUUUGAUGAUUCAUUGACUAUGUCAUUUAAAAAAAUAUUUUUUUUAGAAGAAAUUGAAAAAUUCGUAAUAAGAAAAGGCUUUUACUAGCUAUACAUAAGUUCAAGUAGAUUCAAAGUUGUGGGUGAUCGAAAUUGGUCCGAUUCAGAACCGGUGCAUCUUCUAUGCUUUGUAAACUUUCAGGGACAUCCUUCUGUAUGUCUUUUAAUCCGAAGGACACCAAGUAUAACACACAUGAGAUUUUAAAACAUCUACCAUCCGCGAUUUUGCAAAACUAAAAUCAUCACUUGAACACUAUAACAAAUAUAUAAAGGUGGAAUGAUGCGCUAAAAUGAACAGCGAUGGUAUUAUUUCAUGUUACGGCUCCAAUAUUACUAGGCCAGCUUUUAAUUCAAUUUACUCUAACAUGCAAACACAGAAACAAAAUUUAAAAAUGAUUGAGAAUAAAACAAUGGAAGACGCUCCAAAGCACUAAGUCUGACAAAGUUUCAUGCAAGUUAGGGUAAGUUUAACACAAUAUAAGGACAAUAAUCUCCAUCAAGCUUCAGUCACCUCAGUAUCACAAGAGACUAGCAGAUAAUUUAACAAAUCGGCUCACCACAAGCAACAUCGGGUAAGAUAAUGUCAAACAAUGUUACCGCCUUAUCUUUGUGAUAAUUCAUGUCAUAGGCGAAUUACAAAUAAAUCUACUGAUUUGAUUUAAUCGCUGUGAUUGUUUUCCUUAUAAAUAUUACAAGGAAAGGUGUCACAGUAACAGUUGUCAAACAGCAACCAUGCGUCUCUUUCUCGCUUUACUGGCUCUGGGCUUCGCAGCCGUAGCGGCUGUCCCAGCAAACCCUCAGAGGAUCGUGGGUGGUUCUACUACUACUAUUGAUCAGUAUCCCACGAUUGUUGCUAUGCUGUACUCCUGGGAUGGAAACAGUUUCUACCAAAAUUGCGGUGGUACCAUUCUUAAUAACAGAAGUAUCCUCACUGCUGGUCACUGCGCCUACAACGAACCAGUCAAUAGAUGGCGUGUACGAAUUGGUUCGACUUUUGCGAACAGCGGUGGCAUCGUUCACAACUUCAACCGCUCCAGGGUCUACCCUAACUACAACCCAAGAACUCUUAAUAACGACAUCGCCAUUAUGCAGACCGCCACCACAAUUGCCUUCAACAACGUCGCACAACCCGCAAGAAUUGCUGGCCCCAACUACAUCGUCCGUGACAAUGAAGUUUUAUGGGCCGCCGGAUGGGGUGCCAUCGAGUACAAAGGUCCUGGAUCGGAACAGCUGCGCCACGUCCAGCUCUGGAAUGUGAAAAUGGUCACGUGCAGGGCUCGCUACGCCACUAUUGGUGUCAUUCUCUCCGACAGCAUGAUGUGCUCCGGCUGGCUCGACGUCGGCGGUCGCGACCAGUGCCAGGGUGACUCCGGCGGUCCUCUCUACCACAACGGUGUCGUCGUUGGAGUGUGCUCCUGGGGACACAAAUGCGCUACGCCCAACUUUCCUGGUAUUAACGCCCGUGUCGCACGUUUCUCUAACUGGAUCACCAACAACGCUUAAAUGUUCUGGUCGAAAUGUAAUUAAAAAAUAUCGUCUACUACAAAA
This is a messenger RNA of Manduca sexta (tobacco hornworm), 1779 nucleotides long. Its product is annotated as trypsin, alkaline C-like. Lineage: Eukaryota; Metazoa; Arthropoda; Insecta; Lepidoptera; Sphingidae. Gene Ontology annotation, biological process: proteolysis. The record is from RefSeq and is a predicted model, not a curated record. Gene Ontology annotation, molecular function: serine-type endopeptidase activity.